Messenger RNA from Nilaparvata lugens (brown planthopper), 2202 nucleotides. RefSeq names its product cyclin-dependent kinase 20. The record is from RefSeq and is a predicted model, not a curated record. NCBI's taxonomy places the organism in Eukaryota, Metazoa, Arthropoda, Insecta, Hemiptera, Delphacidae. Gene Ontology annotation, biological process: protein phosphorylation. Gene Ontology annotation, molecular function: cyclin-dependent protein serine/threonine kinase activity; ATP binding. Gene Ontology annotation, cellular component: nucleus. The transcript is spliced from 6 exons. The coding region runs from base 140 to 1159 and encodes 339 amino acids.
GAUUGUGAAAGCAGACACGUACGAGGAAGGAGCAGCCACUGAACUCCAUACUAACGUUAGUAUAGAGUUCACUGGGAGCAGCAUGUUGCCUCUUGUCUGUGAAAAUCAAGGAGGUUAAAAUGAAAAGCUGAGAUUGAAGAUGGACAACUAUAGCGUGGAAGGGCGUGUGGGUGAAGGAGCCCAUGGUCUAGUUCUCAUGGCAAAGCAUCUUCCUACAGGAAAGCAAGUUGCUCUCAAAAAAGUGCUCUUGAAGAAAAUUGAUGAUGGCAUCCCAAAUUCCGUCGUCAGAGAAAUUAAAGCUCUGCAAGAAUUAGACUGUAAAUUUGUAAUGAAACUGCUGGAUUUCUUCCCACAUGGCAUGGGCUUCAUUCUGGUGUUUGACUUCAUGCCUUCCGGACUAUGGGAAAUGAUUCAUGACAUGGAUAAUAAACUAGAAGAAGGCCAGAUCAAAUCCUACAUGCAAAUGCUACUGAAAGGUGUGGAGUAUCUGCACAAUCAUUCAAUAAUGCAUAGAGAUCUGAAGCCAGCCAACCUAUUGGUGAGUGCGAAUGGCAUUCUGCGCAUAGCCGACCUGGGUCUGAGUCGCGUGGUGUGGCCGACAGCCAAUAGGACGCGGCCUUACAGCCACCAGGUGGCCACUCGCUGGUACCGGGCACCCGAACUGCUCUAUGGUGCGCGCACCUACUCCUAUGCCAUCGACCUCUGGGCUGUCGGAUGUAUUCUUGCCGAACUCAACAAUUCCUCUCCCCUCUUUCCGGGAGAGACUGACAUAGAUCAGCUUGCUAUAGUGUUGCGGGGCCUUGGCACACCAACCGAAUCCAUUUGGCCGGGACUCACCAAUCUGCCCGAUUACAACAAGAUAUCGUUUCCACCGGCGAGGCCUCUUCCCUGGUCUACCCUCCUUCCCGACUCGUCUCCUGUCCUCGUCGAUCUUGCGAAACACCUACUCGUCUAUGAUGCUGACAAAAGGCUAACUGCUAGCCAGGCUCUGGAGCACUGCUACCUCUUCACAGCUCCUCUGCCUGUUCCGUUGAGUGAAAUGCCUCAUCCUCCAUCAGACCAUCGUCAAAGGCUGAAAACAAGAGAAAUAUCAUCUUAUUCAGUUGACGAACCAAUGUCAAACGACUUGAAAACCCUACAACUUUAUUUGAGUGAUUGAUAUUAUGGAUUAUUGAUGUGUAAGGUUAUAGAGAAGCAAGUGCAUAUAACUCAUUUUCCAGUGUGGAUUGUAAUCUACUUUAUGGGAUUCUCCUACUAUUUAUCGUUCAUUGUAAUUUCUACUUCUACUAGUUUAAUAACUGGAAUCGAGACUAGACUGUUUGAGAAUGAGUGUUCACGUUUUGUUUGUGGGGUUAAAGAGUAUCAUUUUCUAAUCUAGUAAGAAUUUAAUGAAUUCAUUCAUCCCAAUAGACUCAACUAAUAUUGGUGUUGGUUCUUCAUUAAACUUAAAUUAGUUAAAUCUAAAUCACCUUCUUAUUUGAUUACGUGGCAAAGUUUGGACAGUAAUGUCCACUCUACCACUCAACGACAAAGUUAGUAGAAAAUCCAAAUACAAUACAAAAGAUACAGAGAUAAUAAUAAAACAGAAGCAAAAAGGACACUAAAAUGUUAUAAAUAUGAGAGUACAAUGCAAAAAGAAAAUGAAGAGUCUUCCAAAAAACUAAAUCACUUCACUUUUGGAAGAGAAGGCAAAAUAUAUAUGUAAUGAAAUGGAUUGAGUAGACAGGCUAAUUAAGGAAAUUAAUGAAUCACAUCAGUAUAAGAAUUACAAUAGAAAAAUGAAUAUGUUCAUUUCAAAUGAAAAGUGAGUACGGUAUGGAUGAAGAAAAACCCUAUGUAAUGUGUGAUAACAUUGGGCCGAUAAUUUUCUCACACCUUGCUUGAACAAUGGCCUGACCUUGGCAAUCUUGAGCAGAUCUGGAAAUUUACCAGCUUCAAGUGCAUUACCGGUAUUUAUUAUGCAAACAAGAGGAUCUACUAUUACAUUACUACAUUCUUUGAUAGCAUUUACUGGAUUACUAUUAGGUAACCCGUGCUUCGCAAGGGUCUAUAUUGAAAAUUUGCAAACUGAAAACUUAUUUUAUUGUGAUCUAUUUAUGUUUUUCUUAUGAUAUUCAAUUAUAGGCCUACAGCAUGAAGACUAUGUUCAUUUCACUUGUACUGGUGGCAAAAUUUUACAUUAAAAAUAAUUAUUUGAUGAAA